AUGGACUUACGAUAUUUACUCUGCCACGGAGGUCAAAUCCAUUUUAAUGAUUUUAAUUAUAAUAAUAAAAUAAAAAAUGAAAGUGAUUUCCAUAAUUUCUAUAAUAAUAAAAAUAAUAAUAAUAAUAAUAAUUUUAAUAAUAAUAAUUUUAAUAAUAAUACCAAUAAUUUUAAUAAUAAUUUUAAUAAAAAUAAUAAUUAUAAUAAUUUUAAAGAUAAUCUAAAAAUGGGAGAAAUUGAAGAUAAACUAAUUGAGAAUUUCACUAAUAAUUUUAAUAAUAAUAUUAAUAAAGUUAUUUUUAAUAAUAAUGUAAUUAUUAACUUUAGUAGUAACCAAAUCGAUAAAAAUAAUAAUAAUGAAAAUUUAAAUAAUCAAAUAAUAGAUUUAACAAAUAAUAACAAUAACAGUAAUAAUAAUAAUAAAAAUAAUAAUUAUGAAAAUAAUAAUAAUGAUAAUAAUAAUAAUAAUAAUAAUAAUAAUAAUAAUAAUAAUAAUAAUAAUAAUAAUAAUAAUAAUAAUAAUAAUAAUAAUAAUAAUAAUAAUAAUAAUAAUAAUAAUAAUAAUAAUAAUAAUAAUAAUAAUAAUAAUAAUAAUAAUUAUAAUGAUGAAAAACGAACCUCAAAUGAAAAUAUUCCAAUACUUAAAAAAUAUGAAUCUCCAAUUAAAUUUUCAGAAUCACAAUUAUUACAACUUGAACAACAAUUAAGACAACAACAACAAAUUGAUUAUCAACAAACUGAACAAAUUCAAAACCCUGUAAAUUCAACAACAACAACAACAACGACAACAACGACAACAACGACAACAACACAACAAUCCCGAGUUGAACCAAAAAGUAGAAAGAAACCAUAUAUUAGAAGAGCACCAAGACAAAAAAUUACUUUUAAAUAUGUUCCAAGCCAUCUAUUAGAUCAACAUAAAGAAUAUUUACAAAAAAAGCAACAAAAAAUACAACAAUACCAAGAAAAAUUACAACUAAAACUUAAAGAAAAUCCGAAUCAAUAA
This is a messenger RNA of Dictyostelium discoideum AX4, 1005 nucleotides long. RefSeq lists its product as hypothetical. The transcript has a single exon. The coding region runs from base 1 to 1005 and encodes 334 amino acids. The record is from RefSeq and is a predicted model, not a curated record. Lineage: Eukaryota; Evosea; Eumycetozoa; Dictyosteliales; Dictyosteliaceae.